AAAAGUAUCUCCAUUGAUAGAGCGUCAUUUGUACGUAAUGGAGUCGAUGUUCUUUUCGACGAGUUGUAAUUGAAAUAAUUAUAUAAUUUUCGACGAAAUAUCACAUAAAACUGUUUGUUAUUGUGUAUUACUGGAUUGCAGUGAAUGGUUAUAAAUAAUUUAUGGAUACCACAAGCACUAAUAAGCUUUCAAACAACCUCGUUUUAUCAAUGAGCGAUGAUCGUCCUUAUAUAAAAGCAAUUGCGGUGCGUGAACAACGCAUUUCAUAGUUUCGGCUGCGAAGCAGGACUUGCGUUAAUGGUUUUGAGGGGGCACCUUUGUGGACCACAGUUAGAUGAAGGUAUGGCCUCAGAUCAACCUGUGAAGAAGAAACAACGGAUCGAUGCGCCUGACAUCGACGAUGGUAGCGACAGGUCAACAGAGGAUGUGCUCACUGAUAUCUUUGAUGCUGAGACCACUCCUGCUGAGACGUCGGAGGAGUUUCCCUCACGGAAUGGUGAGUCUCCUGACAGCGGCACCGUCAGUGAAGAUGCUGUCGACUGCUCUAGUCUCCUGAGACUACCAAGUGACACCAAUGUUGAGAUCAUCCCUUCCUGUUCUAACUCUACACCACAUUGGAACUCGGAUGAUGACAAACUUCUUGCCGAGUUGAGGAUACUACAGGAUGCCCUUGUCGGUCAGUGUUUAUGUAGAUUUGACGAGAGAGCAGUUUCACAACUCUUUGACAGACAGCUAAAUAUUGUAUCCUGGCCGCUAACAUGUUCCCUAACUUAUUUAUCCACAAUGCAACUAAUGUUUGAUAUAUAUUUAAAACAAAACAGUACAGGCACUAUAUGUUCAAAAAUAAUGCAAGCAUGUGACAUAUUUGUUAGGAAUAGGCAUGAUUGGAUCACAGAGGUUGUGGAAUUAGCUGAUCAUAAAAGUAAAUUCAUUACUUUUGUAGCCUGCAGAGUACUUGCUAGCUUUCUAAUAGUCUCUAAGGAUACUGUAGAUGAGAAUUGGCUUCAGCAAAUUGCUGAGAACAUCUAUCUGUUUGACAGGAUCAAUAGGAUCACAGUACAAAAGAUAAACUUCAGUCUAGAUAUAAUAAAGAGGAUAGUUGAGUGGAAGGAUGUGGAACAGCAUCCAUUAGAAGACAGUAGUUAUAUUAAUUCAGGUGGAAACAUGCAUGUGCAGGAGGAUAACCCAUUCCGGACAAGUGUGGGCUACAGUAGUGGCAGUGAUAUGCCAUCUAGUUCAAACAGUAACUUACAUAACGCUUUUUCAAAUCUGCAAACUCACAGUGCCCCAUCAACAUCCUCAGAACAAGAAAGACCAUCAUCAUUCAAACUUAACGAGCCAGUAUUAAAGUUAUCCUCAAAUGAGCAAAGAGAGAUGGAACAGUCUGAGUCCCCUGAGCCUCCGCAGUCAAGGAUAGAGAGGGUCAAUGAACAUGGCUGUAUCACAGUUAUUUUGACAGACUCUGAGUCAUUUGACACAUCACACAUAAAAUGCUUGACAAUUAAAACAUUAGAGCAUCACUGGCCCGUGCUAGUUAAAAAUAUGAAGCUCCUUCUACUAAGGUACCUGAAUUUAGCUAAUGCUGAAAAUUGUAUAUUAACUUUCUUCUCACUAUGGGAGAACAUUAUAAGUGUAAAAGCGAAUCUCUCUGUUAUAGACACAAAACCUUUUUAUGCUGAUUUGCAGGGCUUUGUUGAUUUGUUAAGGAAUACAGUGAUGCCCAGUCUUAUAUAUACUCAUUUACUAAGUUUGUUCAAUGAAGUCCUGUGUUAUGGUUCAACUUUAGCUCUCCAGGACAUUUUGCCUGAAGAGAUAUGUUGCUUAGCACACUCUAUUGUGAGGUUCGUGAAAGAUUUCAGAUUACUAAGUGAUGUUAGUGUUCAGACGAGUAGGAGUAGUUUUGGCUUCUUGGGGCACGAAUGUACGAUACUGAGGGACUAUUCAUUAGGACCAGAGAUCGCGCCUUUAUCAUCGUCUAUCCAACUCGUAGAUCAGAGUUAUGGUGAAGACGAAAACGACGAUUCUGAACAAUCGAGAGGGGAAGUUGAUAAGACAAUGCUGCAGCGAAUGUCUCUACUUGUACUAAAGUCGGUCGCCGUCACGGUAAAAGAAAUGCGAUGCGAUUCGUCUGACAGCUCAAUUGAUUCGUCAGACUAUAACGCGAUACAAGACAUGCAAAUUGUCGAAAGAUCGAUACGGGAUGUGCUUAAAAAACUGGACGUUUUCAUCAGAAACAGUCUGGAAUUCCACCCUGAAACACCAUUCACGAAAAUGCUCAUACAUUUAUUCAGUGAACAGGAUGACUAUUUAAUAGAAUCCAUGGUAUGCACCCUCGAUAUAACAGUUGGUAUUGUGUACAGAAAUUCGAUGUACCCUGAUUUAAUACCUAUGCUGAACCCAAUAUCGUCGUUUAUCGAGUUCCUGAAGGUCGUAUCACAUGACAGUGAUGUCUUACUCGACUAUCUCGUAAGCAACGAGACCUGCUUUUUGCUUUACCUGCUUAGAUUCUUGAAGUAUGUCAGGAGAAACUGGCCGAAGUUUCUAGAGACUUGUCAGCAGUCAGAUGCAGGAGGGACGAGAGGUCUUGAUGAUACUAUGAGAGUUCUAAUAAGAUUGAGGUUGCAGAUAAGUAGGUUGGUGUCGAAAUCAUUGUUCCCAUACAAUAUAAGCCCUGUGCUAAGGUUGUUGGAGGUGUGUGAAAGCCUUUAUGAGGGAAAUGAGUUUAGCUGAAUAUUACAGCUAACUAAUAUUCUGAAUUGUACAAAAAAUCGAAGUAUAUAGUGCUGGACAAGAGAUGUGUAUAUUGAAAACCAUCUUUCCCUUUAUAUCUAAAAAGGUUUUAAUAUGAAAGAAAUAUGCUCAUUAUCUGACUGAAGUUUAUAAUACUGUAAAUGCAAAAAUUAUUAAACAAAAUGGUCUUGCAUUAAAAAUCGUUUCUACAAAGACUGCCAACUCAUUUAACAUUCCAAACUUUCUUUAGCUUCGCGUAGUUAUUAGCUAUUAUUAAUUUAUAUUAAACUUUAGUGUUGUAAUAUUUGUAAUAUUAUGAUUUUAAAUUAAGUUUAUAAUUAUGUAAUUAUUUUACUCAGUCUUCCUCUUAGAGUAUGUUCCUCUAAUAAUGCAAUAAAUUAAAUAUUGGGACAGUGUCUUAUUCAUAUACAAAAUGUCUUUUAUUGGUAAACUAUACUUGAAAUAUUUUGAUUGCAUCAUGUGAUCAAAACAAUGUUUCAAAAUGCCCAAUAAUGUGCCUUACCGUUAUGUAAAAAUAAGGUGCUCAGUAAUUAUAGUUAUAUUUAGAAGUAAAUAAUACAUUCUUUAAGAAAAAUAUUUAUAUCUAUUUGCAUAAUA
Trichoplusia ni (cabbage looper) is the source of this 3348-nucleotide messenger RNA. It is a transcript of the gene lin, whose product is annotated as protein lines. NCBI's taxonomy places the organism in Eukaryota, Metazoa, Arthropoda, Insecta, Lepidoptera, Noctuidae. The record is from RefSeq and is a predicted model, not a curated record. Bases 298 to 2730 code for a protein of 810 amino acids. The transcript has 2 exons.